AUGGAUCUGUACUCCGAAAUUUCACGUCUUGCCCUCACGAAAGGCGACAAAACGGCCCUACGUAGAUACUUUACCAAAAAUAGUACUCAUAAGACGGAAGCUAUUGCUGCUUUGUCAACAUGUGAGGAUGAUGAUGACAGAAUCUUAUUAUUCCACAUCUUCACAGAUCAAUAUGCACGUCCGCAAGUCACCAGCCAGCUUGGUAAAGUGAAAAGACCGUUAGAAGAACAACACGAGAAUGUAACGAAAGUCCUUAAACUAGACAGUCCAUCAUCAGUUGCCGAGCAUUACGACUAUACCAACGAAGAGCUUGAAUUACAGACAGGUCAUUGUGCAUGGACGAUUGAACUUAUUGAAAUCAUGGCAAAGGUCUAUGACGUAGAAGAUUUACGUUUGCAAGCAUUUCGUGAUCAUACGACAUCACUUACCGGUCAGUUCUCCAUAGUUGAGAAUGAAGAUAAAUCAAAGAGUGAUGGAAUUUUACAAACAAUUACCACAUCUGGUCAAAUUGGAUUGCGGGUCAUUCUUGCAAUGAAAAAUGAAAUAGGUAGAGGAAGAAGUGACCCAACAAUCCAGGCGGCUUUAUCAUAUGCAAAAUACUGGGCACAACCACAGCGUAAACAUGUUCGGGCAUCAUGUUGUUGUCCAUCUUUGCUUCUUGCUAUUGCUGGACCAUGGGUCUGUGUUCUGGGGGGAAUUUAUACCACUAAACCUGUGAUCAGUCCAAUUACAGAUUUUAUUCCAUUGGUACCUAUUCCUGAUGAGAGACAUUUUCACCGCAUUGCACGACUUUUUGAAGCUAUACGCCUUGCAGCCCAAUACUUAGAUAAUUAUUACAGAACACUAAGUAUUGUCUACAACAGCACUACUCAGCCACUAUAUCCAUAUCCACAUCAAUAUGUUACAGAAAGUAAUACUUUCAGUCAGAGAUAUAAUACUUAUGCACAUAAUCUUUGUGCUCAGGAAAGACUUGCCCCAAGGCUUUUUUAUGUUAGCAAAGAAAAGUUUGGGGGAUGGUAUAUGAUAAUAAUGGAAUAUGUUGAAGGUGAGACACUUAAUACUCUACAGAGUGAUAAAACAGAAUAUGACAAUGUUUUGAAGUGUGUUAGAAAGGCUAUUCAUAUUCUACAUUGUAAGGAUAUUGUGUUUGGAGACCUUCGCAAAUCAAAUAUAAUGGUAAUGAACAGUGAUAAAGGUUGCCAUGGGAUGUUAAUAGAUUUUGAUUGGGCUGGAGAACAUGGAAAGGAUCGCUAUACAUCUAAGAUAAACCCAGACAUAAGGUGGCCAACAGGAGUUGAAGGAAAUGCCAUAAUGGACAAAACACAUGAUUUAUAUUGGUUGGAUAAGUUAGAGGAAAAUGAAUGA
This is a messenger RNA of Paraglomus brasilianum, 1365 nucleotides long. NCBI's taxonomy places the organism in Eukaryota, Fungi, Glomeromycota, Glomeromycetes, Paraglomerales, Paraglomeraceae. The record is from the annotation of a GenBank genome assembly.